This is a messenger RNA of Dentiscutata erythropus, 1245 nucleotides long. The record is from the annotation of a GenBank genome assembly. NCBI's taxonomy places the organism in Eukaryota, Fungi, Glomeromycota, Glomeromycetes, Diversisporales, Gigasporaceae.
AUGCCCGACUCUCCUCUUCUAGGCACGUUUCUUUCCUCAAACCCCUACUUUUCUGCCGGUGUUGGUGUACUGGGAGUGGGCGCUGGUUUAGCUAUCCUUCGUCAGGGAUUAACUCGUGGAAUGACCAUAGCUCGUCGCCAGUUACUAGUCACAUUGGAAAUUCCCUCGAAAGAUAAGUCGUAUGCUUGGUUUUUACAUUGGAUGUCUAAACAGUCGAUAAGAAAGGCACAUCAACUUGCUGUAGAGACUUCUUUUGUACAACAUGAUAAUGGUAGUGUGAGUGCAAAUUUUAAACUUGUUCCGGGUCCAGGAAGACAUUUUUUUAAGUGGAAGGGUGUAUGGUUGCAGGUUGAACGUGUUCGAGAUAAUAAAAUGUUGGAUAUAACAACGGGAAGUCCCUGGGAAACAGUGACUCUCACAACCAUAAGUCGUGAUCGUCAUAUUUUCACGGAUUUAUUACGUGAAGCCCAGGAACUCGCCCUUGCUCAACAAGAAGGCAAAACGGUGAUUUACACAAGCUGGGGUCCAGAAUGGAGACCUUUUGGAUUACCACGAAAACGGAGAUUGUUGGAUUCCGUUAUAUUAGAUCAAGGUGUUAAAGAACGCAUUGUCAAAGAUGUUAAAGAUUUUAUUAAUAAUGGUAAUUGGUAUAACGAGCGAGGAAUACCGUAUCGCAGAGGAUAUUUGUUAUAUGGUCCUCCGGGAAGUGGUAAAAGUAGUUUUAUACAGGCACUCGCUGGUGAAUUAGAAUAUAACAUAUGCAUUUUAAAUUUAAGUGAGAUUGGUUUAACCGAUGAUCGAUUAAACCAUCUGCUAAGUAAUGCUCCAGAACGUAGCAUAAUGUUAUUGGAAGACAUUGAUGCUGCUUUUACGCAAAAGCGUGAAACACAGGGUUAUGGUUCAUCGGUGACAUUCAGUGGCCUGCUAAACGCGCUAGACGGCGUUGCGGCCUCCGAAGAACGCAUAAUAUUCAUGACAACAAAUUACGUGGAUCGACUUCAACCGGCGCUGAUACGUCCGGGUAGAGUUGAUUUUAAAGAACUUUUGGAUGUGGCAAGUGACCAUCAGAUACGUACGAUGUUUUUGAGAUUUUAUGAGAAUAAAACUGAAUUGGCCGAAAAAUUCGUGGAGAAAGUUAGGGGAAAAGGAAUUAGUACUGCCCAGUUGCAAGGACAUUUUGUAUUUUGGAAGGAUGAUCCAUUAGGAGCUGUUCAAAAUGCAGAUUCUGUUACGAAAGGAUGGUAG